Caenorhabditis elegans is the source of this 3246-nucleotide messenger RNA. RefSeq names its product AP-2 complex subunit alpha (gene apa-2). Lineage: Eukaryota; Metazoa; Nematoda; Chromadorea; Rhabditida; Rhabditidae. Gene Ontology annotation, biological process: vesicle-mediated transport; protein transport; intracellular protein transport. Gene Ontology annotation, cellular component: membrane coat; AP-2 adaptor complex; membrane. The record is from RefSeq and is marked reviewed. The transcript has 8 exons. Bases 4 to 2781 code for a protein of 925 amino acids. Gene Ontology annotation, molecular function: clathrin-cargo adaptor activity.
AAGAUGCCGGCUGUCAAAGGUGAUGGCAUGCGUGGACUCGCCGUCUUCAUCAGCGACAUCCGAAACUGCAAGAGUAAGGAGGCCGAGCUGAAACGGAUCAACAAAGAAUUGGCCAAUAUUCGAUCCAAGUUUAAAGGCGAUAAAACCCUAGAUGGAUACCAAAAGAAGAAGUAUGUGUGCAAGUUGCUAUUCAUUUUCCUGCUAGGAAAUGACAUUGACUUUGGUCACAUGGAAGCCGUCAAUCUGCUUUCUUCAAAUAAGUAUACCGAAAAACAGAUUGGAUAUCUGUUCAUCUCGGUGCUCAUUGAGCAACAAUCAGACCUCAUGAAGCUGAUUGUGCAGGGAAUCCGCAACGACUUGACUUCCCGCAACCCAGUGCACGUCAAUCUUGCUCUUCAAUGCAUCUCAAACAUGGGAUCACGCGAAAUGGUUGAGGCAUUUUGCACCGACUUGCCCAAGCUUCUGGUCUCCGGAGAAACCAUUGAUUUUGUGAAGCAGUCUGCUGCAUUGUGCAUCCUCAAGCUGUUCCGCAACUCGCCGGAUUCAUUCCAGCCGGGAGAUUAUGCCAGUAGAAUUGUGCAUUUGCUCAAUGACUCUCACAUGGGUGUCGUCACAUCCGCUGCUUCUCUCAUUGAAGCUCUUUCCAAGAAGUGGCCAGAAGAGUACAAGGGAGCCGUCCCAUUGGCAAUUUCCCGUUUGAGCAGAAUAGUGACUGCGACCUACACGGAUCUCCAAGACUACACGUACUACUUUGUUCCGGCUCCAUGGCUCUGUGUCAAGCUGCUCCGUCUCCUGCAAAAUUAUCCACCACCAGAUGACCCGUCAAACAAGGCUCGUCUUCUUGAAUGCUUGGAAGGAAUUUUGAAUAAAGCCCAAGAUGCACCAAAGUCAAAGAAAGUGCAACAUUCCAAUGCAAAAAAUGCCGUGCUUUUCGAAGCGAUUGCUCUUAUCAUUCAUAUGGAUUCAGAGCCACAACUUCUUGUCCGUGCGUGCAAUCAACUUGGAACAUUCCUUUCUCACCGGGAAACCAAUUUGAGAUACCUUGCAUUAGAAUCAAUGUGCCUUCUUGCCACAUCUGAGUUCUCUCAUGAUGCUGUGAAAAAACAUCAAGACACUAUCAUUAAUAGCUUGAAGACUGAAAGAGAUGUAUCAGUUCGUCAACGAGCUGUUGAUCUUCUCUACGCAAUGUGUGACCGAUCAAAUGCUAAUCAAAUUGUAGCUGAAAUGCUUGCGUACUUGGAAACAGCUGAUUACUCGAUUCGUGAGGAGAUGGUCCUUAAAGUUGCUAUUCUUGCUGAAAAAUAUGCUACUGACUACACUUGGUACGUGGACGUCAUCCUUAAGCUGAUUCGUAUUGCUGGUGAUUACGUCAGCGAGGAAGUUUGGUAUCGUGUCAUCCAGAUUGUCGUCAACCGAGAGGACGUUCAAGGAUACGCAGCAAAGACUGUAUUCGAGGCUCUUCAACGCCCGGCUUGUCAUGAAAACAUGGUGAAAGUCGGAGGUUAUAUUCUUGGAGAAUUUGGAAACUUUAUUGCCGGAGAUGAACGUUCUACAGCAAAGAUUCAGUUUGAAUUAUUGCACUCAAAAUUCCACUUAUGCAGUAUUACAACACGCUGUCUAUUGCUCACCACAUAUAUUAAAUUCUGCAAUUUGUUCCCAGAAAUCAAGCCUCUUGUGCAACAAGUCUUCCAAACAGAUCAUAAUUUGAGGAAUCCUGACGCAGAAUUGCAGCAAAGAUCUAUUGAAUAUCUCCAAAUGACAAAGCUUGCAUCUAAUGAUGUGCUUGCUACGAUUCUCGAAGUGAUGCCAGCGUUUGCUGAAAAGGAAAGCAGUCUUCUAGCUAAGCUGAAAAAGAGUAAGCCACAACUGGAAGAAAUUGAGCGUGAGGAGAAGGAGAAACGGUCCAAACCAACUGCAGUAAUGAGCGAAGGAUCAACAUCUCUUGUGGACUUUGAUUCUACCAAUGACACUACUGCAUCGCUAGCCGACGUUUUCGCUAACAACUCUGGAACCGGUCUUGGAGCACAAGGUGAUGAAGUCGAGAUUGCCAACAAGGAUGACUACUUGAAGUUUGUCACGAAAAGUAACGCAAUUUUGUGGGAGGACGAUUACAUUCAAAUUGGCUGUAAAUUGGAGACGCGCAAUAACUUGGGCCGACUGGGAAUGUUCUAUGGAAAUAAGACGUCGCAACCAUUUAAUAAGUUCACCCCAAUCAUCACGUGCCCUGGAGCACUAGCAGUUCAACUACAAGCUCAGGCAAAACCAGUGGAGCCGGUGGUUGCAGCUGGAACUCAAGUUCAGCAAUUGAUUAAUUUUGUCUGUGUUCAAGAGUUCCAGAAGAUGCCAAUUAUGAACAUAAAGUUUACAUUCACAGAUCGUGCGGGUGCUGUUCAAAACUUUGAUAAAAACUUCUACCUUCCACUCUUCAUCAGCAAAUUCUUCGAGCCCACAAACAUGACAUCCGAGCAAUUUUUCACUAGAUGGAAGUCACUUGGUGCAGCGUCACAGGAAGCACAGAAGAUUUUCAACGCACUGUCACCGAUUGAGCACGCAACUAUUGAAUCAAGACUGAAAGGAUUUGGAGCAAACUUACUGACUGACGUGGAUCCAAAUCCCGACAAUUAUGUGUGCGCUGGAAUCAUUCAUACCCAGACGCAACAGAUUGGAACUCUUAUUCGUUUGGAGCCAAACAAGCAAGCAAAGAUGUACCGCCUUACAAUCCGUUCCAGCAAGGACACUGUUGUGCAGACAUUGGUAGACUUAUUGGGCAACCAAUUUUAAGCUAAUAUUUGCUGCCGAUCCACCCGUGCCAUCUCUCCACUUUUACAUUUUUAUUGUUUUCCAUUAAAACAAUGCUCUGUGUCUUACAGUCACUUAUAAUUUCCCGAUAAUGUUUCAAAUUCCCUCUCCUUUACUCUUCAUCAUUUUUCUAGUUUGCAUUUUGUAACUUAUAAUUUCUAAUUUAUUUUUAAUAUGAUAUGAUAAGAUUGCUUUUUUUGUUUUUGCAACAUUCCUCAUUCGCAUAAUUUUAUUUUUGCAAAUGUCUAACUUUUAACCAUCAGCAGCCGCUUUGAUUGUUUUUAUUCACCAAUUAUUUCGUGAGAAAUAGUUUCCGAUUUAUGAUGAGAAUGGCGAGAGUUUUUCAGAUUUUUCUCAUCGGAUUAAUCAGAUUUAAAUUAUUUAAGUAAUUUAUUGGUCUUAUAUUUGUCUAAAGUUUUCACUUUGUAGAUUGAAUGAACUAUUAUU